CGCAGUGGUGUGUGUGUGUGUGUGUUGGGCUCGGCGAUACACUGACAGCUGAAUGACACAAUGUAACGGCGACGCGCGGAAAUGAAAUAACCUAUUGAUGCACGCGCACACCCACAAACAUCAUACAGCGCAGUUAUUGCAGAGUUUUGUUGUUUUGACGAAUGGCCGUGCAAUCCUGAUACAAAUAACUCUUAUCGGUGAUUUUAACGCAUUAAAUUUAAAUGGCUCUCCGCGAGCGUUUAAAUCCGCUCGGCACACUGGAAUGAUCUUAUAGCGGAUCGCGAAGCCUGUGUUUGAUCUCAUCAUCCGCGCCCGUUACGCCCCAUCUUCUGUCGGGUGGGCUCCGUCGAUCGGUGGGCGGAUAAUUAUCAGCGCUAAUAUCUCCAGACAUUAGGAACCAUGGGGAACACCACGUCGUGUUGCGUGUCGUCCAGCCCGAAGCUCCGGAGGAACGCGCACUCGAGGCUGGAAUCGUACCGGCCCGAAGCAGACCUGAGCCGAGAGGACACAGGCUGCAACCUCCAGCACAUCAGCGACAGAGAGAACAUAGACGAACUCAACAUGGAGUACAACCCUUCGGACCAUCCGCGUGCCAGCACCAUCUUUCUCAGCAAGUCCCAAACAGACGUUCUUUUACCCAACAAGAAAGUUCGGGAAAAAAGGAAAAGUCUGUACGUCAACCAUUUAACACACAUUGCGGAGUCGAAGCAACAUCCGUCUGGUCCAAUGAGACGCAAGUACAGCUCCUGUUCGACCAUCUUUCUGGACGACAGCACUGUCAGCCAACCCAACCUCAAAUACACCAUCAAAUGUGUUUCCCUCGCAAUAUAUUACCACAUAAAGAACAGAAAUGUGGAUGGACGAAUGCUGUUAGACAUUUUUGAUGAAAAGCUUCAUCCACUUUCAAAAUCCGAGGUGCCGUCCGACUAUGACAAACACGACCCAGAACAGAAACAUAUCUACAGAUUUGUCCGUACGCUCUUCAGUGCCGCCCAGCUCACAGCUGAGUGUGCCAUAGUUACUCUGGUGUAUCUGGAGAGAUUAUUAACAUACGCCGAGAUUGACAUCUGUCCUGCUAACUGGAAGAGGAUUGUUUUGGGUGCCAUCUUGUUGGCAUCUAAAGUGUGGGACGAUCAGGCUGUAUGGAAUGUUGACUACUGCCAGAUUCUCAAAGACAUCACAGUGGAAGACAUGAACGAGCUGGAGCGUCAGUUUCUGGAGCUGCUGCAGUUUAAUAUUAAUGUUCCAUCCAGUGUCUAUGCCAAGUACUACUUUGACCUACGUUCGCUCUCUGAGGCUAACAAUCUUAACUUUCCUUUGGAGCCUCUUAGCAGAGACAAGGCCCAGAAACUGGAGGCGAUUUACAGGUAUUGUGAUGACAAAUAUAAAGACUUGAGAAAAGCAGCAAAGAAGCGCUCGGUGAGUGCUGAUAACCUGACAGUGGUCAGAUGGUCCCCAGCUAUCAUAUCCUAAUAAUGGUAGACUUUUGGAACUCUCAGUAUAGACGGAGAGAAAGAGACUGUCGAAAGAAGCGUUCUCUAAGAGGACACAUAUGUGCUUAGUACCUCAGCAAGACACUUAAGCCAGAGGCUUUUCUUCUGAAGAGUGUCCUUGCUGGGUGUAUGGCUGCUGUAUAUAAAAAAACACCCACACAAAGAUCACUUUCAAACCUGUGGCUUAGAGGACAAGGGGAGAGGAUGAAGCUUCUGUUGAAGAUCCAGAGGACAUAAAUAUGAAAACGACCCCACCGUCAGGAACAACAUUUCAACAGCUCUGCGUCAUAUGCGUUUUCACAACGUAUUUCAUCAUCUCCCCAAAAGCUUGAAAUGUUUUCAUCUGGAGCUUAACAGCCAUGAAACGAAAUGGCCAAAAUCAGCUUUUCAAGAUGUUCACUCGAUAUAAUUCCUUAAAGUAUUUUGUGAGAUAAAAACUUCAACAUUACCACUUUAGUUACACUUUUUGUUUUUUGACAGGUCAUUAAAAUUUAAUCUAAAGUAAAAACAUCCUAAAUUACAGGUUAUUCCUUUAUAAUUAGACUUAUAACAAUGCUAUUUUAUGGGAACAUGUACAAUUUGGACCUCAUUCAGACAUUCCUUUAUACUGUACAUCACAAGUCUGAUUAUAUUUAUAUUUUAUGCAUUUUUUACCUUUUUAUUUUUUAGUACCUUAUCAUGAUGGUUUGAAACGUUUAAUGUCAUAAAUAAAAGUAAUGGAAGUUGGAAGGUGAGUAGAUGAGUAUUAACGAAGGAAAUGUGAAAGGUGCUCUGGGGGGUCUCAAUGUGAAAUUCUUAAAGUGAUUUUUUCCCAAAAAUUCUUAUUAAUGCCAUUAAAAUUAAAAGAAAUUAAAAUGCAGAAAUUAUAUGAAAAGUUUUUUUCAUGAAAAAUUAUAUGCUCAUAAUACUGAAUCGUUUUCCAACCAAGCCAACAAUGACAUUCCAUUCUCGAUGACCAUAAAGGUGUUUAACCCUUUCAUUGUUGUUACUGAUAUAUUGAUACCCCUUGCUUCAUUAAAUGACAGAUAUACGCAUGCUGUCUCACUCUCAUCCCAAAUUCUCAAAGCAAUAUAUGCACUGUGAUCUGUUCCAGAGGUGGACAGUUACUUAAGUAUUUUACUGUACUCAACUACAAGUAUCUAUACUUAAUCAAAGUGGUUUUCUUAGUGGAAAACUUUUAGUUCAAUACAUUCUAAAGCUUUUUCUUCGACUACAUUUCAUUAAAUUUCAUUUAAUAUCUAAUUGCAUUAAAAUCUACUCAAGUAAAAGCAAUUAGAAAGUUUACUAUCUAAGUCAAAGUUAACUACUAGAUUAAAUGUAAAACAACAACAUGUAUUUAUGAAAUGUAGUGGAGUAAAAAGUAUGAACAUAAAGUACAGAUACUUGAAAAAUGUAGUUUAGUAGCAAGAAAAAAUACUUCACUACUGUCCACCUCUGCUUUGUUCACUAUUCACCUGUUAAAAAAGAUUGACGCUCGAAAGGUCUCUAGAAUAUAUAUUUUAUUUUAAAUGACACAAUAAGUUAACAUUUUGAAUUGAUUACAAUUGGUGAUAAAUGUGUCAUUAGUAAAAUUAGUAAUAUAAGUUGGACAGACUGCAGCAUUUUAUUUGUCGAUUAUGUGUCAAACUAUUAAAUUUGUUAGGGUGUCCUGCUAUAUCCACUGCCAUGCGCUUCACCCGCAGUGCCUGUGUCUCGCGGGAAUAGGGCCUUAAACUCAAUUUAAAGCUAAAAACUUAAUUUAUCAAAAAAGUUUGUUUUUAGUUGAAAAAUAUUAAAAUCAGUUCUUCCCAUUUCAGCAAGUAUUGCAUUAUGGCGCCUGAUGUACAGUUGUGGGCAUAAAUAUUAGCCUCCUUGGUAAAUAUGAGCAAAGAAAGCUGUGAAAAUAAAUCUACAAUGUUUCUCAUUUUGAACUUUAAGUUAAAAAACACAAUUUUAAUGUUUCAUUGAAGAAAAACAAUUGAAAUUGUGGGUGGGAAUUACACUAUGAAAUAAAUGCUUUUCUUUAAUACAAACUGGACACAAUUAUUGGCCCCAAUACAUUUUUAUGAGUAAAAUAUCUAUUCCAACUGAUAUUAACAACAAGGUGACAAGAAACAUGAUGUUGUCCAGUCAUAACUUCAGUUUCACAGCAAGAUAAAUAUUAAGUGACACAAAGCCCAGAUUCCCUUAUUUAUUUAUCACAAUGGGUAAACCCAAAGCCUACUGUAUAGUCUUGAUGUGCAGCAAAAGAUUGCUGAACUACACAAAAUAAAAAUAAUGUUUUUUUAAUGGAAAUAGUUAAAGGCCAAUAAUGAAGAUGUUUAAAUCGACUGGAGAUGUUGCAAAUCUUCCUGAAAGAGAACGUGUGUCUAUAUCAUCUUAAUGCUUAACAAGGAGAAUAAUCUGAAUGGACAAAUACUGAACUCUCCAAGGGUCAAAGAUGGAGAACUUCAAAAAUCAGUUUAAUCUUGGGGUGAAAUAAAAUAAAGUAAAACAGCACCUCCAUCACCAAAAGUUGUUUGGGACACAGUUUAAGAAACAAAUCAUCUGCUCUCAUGCAAAAACAAACUCAUAUUCAGCAUAUUCAACUUUAAACAUGACUGGGUUUGGCUGCCAUAUGAAACACAAGAGUUUUUUUUGGCAGCAAGAACACAAGAUGGCUUUGAGGGAAACAUGGGGAUGUAAAAGUGCCUCAGGUUUACAGUUAAAAAUACAUCUAAAUCUUUAUUGUUGUGAACCUACUUGAAUCCCAGAGGUCCUUAUUCAGAUACAUGGCUUCGUGGAUUAUAUCAAAUACCAACAGAUAGAAAAGUCAAAACCUGACUUGCUCUGCUAGAAAUCUUAUAAUGGGGAGGGGGGCAUAUCAUGAAAAUCUGACUUUUUCCAUGUUUAAGUGCUAUGGUUAAAUCUUUCAUCAAGACAUUGGUUCAAAAUCAACAAUAAAAUGGGUGACAGAGCAAAAAUAUAUUUCUUAGCCAUCCCAGUUCCCUGACCUGAACCAUACAGAAAAUGACUGAAGAGGAGAGAGCAGCAACAUAUGAAGUGUCUGCAGAAAUUCUGGAGAAAUAACUAAGAUCACUUGACAUGAAUUCUUCAACCUUAUCAGAUAUUAUAAUACAAGACUCUGAGAUGUUAUCCUUGCAAAUGAAGGCCUGAUUAAAUGAACGGCUAUUUGAGAAAAACAUUUUUAUGAUGUGACCCCCUCACACACAUUUUCAAAUAUUUUUCAUCAAUGAAACAUUGGAUUUGUGUGAAUUUUUUUAAAUAAAAGCUCAAAAUGAGUAACACAGAUUUAUUUUCUCAGCUUUCUUUGCUCAUAUUUACCAAGGGGGCUAAUAAUUUUGUCUUGAAAAUUUGUUGUAUCACGUGAUUAUUCUGCUAUGUGAGACUGAGAUUUCCAUUAAGUACGUUGAGAAUAUAGAAUUAGAACUUCCAAAAAAAUUUUUUGUAUAUUGUACAUACAAACACGCCUAAAGAAAUGUAAUUAUGAUCUUGAGAUAUUUAUAUGUGACCAGUGUUUACUUCUGUUAAUUUCUACAUUUUGGACAGUGAUAGAUUCAAAUCUGAAAAUACGUGUUGGUAAAGACGAAUUUUAGGUGAUGUUCAAUUUUGUUUUAUUAGAAAUAAGUUAAAGUUUUAGGAUUAUUGGCAUUUGUCUUUAAGCACUGUCGUUGUGAGCUGUUUUUUUAUUUUAUUUUAUAGUUAUUUUAUAGUUUUAUUUUAUAAACCUUGUUUUUUUUUCAACAAGCAAAAUUUGUUAAGGUUGUGCUGACAUGAAUGUAACUGCAAUAGAUUUUCUUUCUUUUUCUUUUGAAGUUUUAGAAGCAAUGGAGAGCAAUUGAUAUCAAAACAUCCAUUAUUGUCAGGCAGUAUGUUUGUGCAUUUUCAAUUUGUUUCUGUAUUUUAUUAUUUUUGUACAAUAUCCAGUAUAGCCUAAAUGAUAUAAAGUGAUGUCAGCUUGGACAUGCAAAGGUCAUACAUUCCUCCCAAAAUCCAUUUUUACAUAAAAUGGGACGGUUUCCCGGACAGGGAUUAGACUAGUCCAAGACUAAAAUAAAUGUAAGAGCUGCCCAAACUGAAAAUAUCUUGCAGUGAUAUAUCUUAAGUAAUGUUUUUAGUAAGGCAUGUUUGUUAGUUAUAGUGCUAGUUAUAUUUCCUAAUUGAACUAAGGGCCGAUUCACACCGGCUGCGUGGCGUGUCUGUUGCGUGUCUUUGGCAUUGGCAGCUGCGUGGCGUUUUCUAUGCCCUUGCUUACCAGAAGCGUUUCUGACGCAGUGCGUCGGUCCUAUUCCUAGCAUGCACGCGUUUUCAGUGCGGCUCGAGCAGGUCUGCGUGUCAUGUAGGCGGUGUGCACGGUCAAACCUGCUAAAAUGGGAGCCUAAAUAAAAACGGACCCGCCACGCAGCUGAGACGCUCACGCCACGCAUCCGGUGUGAAUCGGCUCUAAGGCCUAGUCCUGGCUUAGGAUAAUCCCUAUGAAACCACCCCAAUAUAUUUUGGGACUAUUAACAUUUUAAUUGGUUUUAUAACAAUCAAGCAUACAAUAAUCUCUGUAACACUUUACAAUAAGGUUGAAUUAUUAAAUAUUAGUAAAUGCAUUAUCUAACAUGAACAAACAAUGAACAUGAUAGUUUUUCAGCAUGUCAUUUAGCAAUUUUUGUUAUUGUUAGUUCAUGUCAAUGUGGUUAUUCAUGUUAGUUCAUGGUGCAUGAUUUAAUGUUACAGUUACAAUGCUUGAUUUUAUAAAUGUAUUAGUAAAUAGCGAAAUUAACAUGAAUUAAGAUUAAUUAAUGUUGUUCUUCAUUGUUAGUUUAUGUUAGCUAAUGCAUUAACCUUAUUGUAAAGUGUUACCAUAUUCUCUUGUCUGUAAUGUAACAUUAGGUUUUUUAUUAUUUUAUUUUUUAUUAUAAUAAUUGUCAUCACCAUAAUACAGUAAUUUUUGUUUUUAUUAAUUUAGUUGUUAUAAAAUUACCACAAAACUUUAAAGGUGCAAUGUGUAACUUUUAGAAGGAUCUCUUUACAGAAAUGCAAUACAAUAUACACAACUAUAUUAUCAGUGGUUAAAGACCUUACAUAUUGAAUAAUAUUGUUUUUAUUACCUUAGAAUAAGCUGUUUUUAUCUACAUAAAUUGCAGGUCUCCUUACAUGAAAGUCACCACCAUGUUUCUACAAUAGCACUAAAUGUACAAACUGUUCGAUAGAUCUAAUUUUGUCACUACGUUAUCUAAGUCGAUGACAUGUUUGUCCUGUGGCAGCUACCAUAGCUUCAAUAUUCGUUUUGAAAAAGAGCGAUGAGCUGAGGACAUUUGUUGCAAUUCACAACCUCACCUCUAGAGGCCACUAAAAGUCCCACAUUGCACCUUUAAUGGUCGAUAAAUGCGUAAAAUAUCAGUGCAACAUUUUCUAAACAAUUGGCUUUGUCAUAUUUGUCAACUUUUUUAUUUUGGGAUGAAAUAUGACCGAAGCAUGUUUUUGACAGAUUCUUUGAGAAUUUUCCCCUGAGCAAAUCUCACAGCUUACCGUAUAGCGCAACAAACAUGAUACUGGACAAUGCGUGAAUAUAUAAACAGUGUUGCUUUAUUUUAGAUAUGGAGGAAUUUUUACCAAAGUUACUCUCAGUGAAGAUCUGGUUAUUGGAAAUGGCAUCCCUAUUAAACUCCCUUUGCACAUUGAAGUUCAAUGAAGGCAUAAAAACAGAACGAGAAAUCAUUUUGAAAAAAACACACAUGAAGAUUGUAUCAUUCUAUUUAUUUAAUGUGAGCAUGUGAGGGUCAAGCCCAUUGUGGGGUCUUAAGAAAGUGUUGUAAAGUCCUAGUGAUGGAAGGCAGUAGACAGACGUGUGGUGUGUUUUCGCCCGUCUGGACUGAACUCUACCUCUGCAUAGAGUUUUUGUUUCUAUUGAAUACCUCUUUCUGUCUCUUGAUCUUUCUAUCUCUCUAAUCUUUCUCAUUUUCAUUGCAAUUUCUAGGAAAUUCAAGUCUUUCAGAACAAUUGUACUAUAAGUGGUUUCCUGUGAAAAGAAAGCGAACUGCUGUAGUCGUGACUUUUAUCAUUUUACGUUCAGUCACUGC
Paramisgurnus dabryanus is the source of this 7543-nucleotide messenger RNA. It is a transcript of the gene ccny, whose product is annotated as cyclin Y. The record is from RefSeq and is a predicted model, not a curated record. Gene Ontology annotation, biological process: regulation of cyclin-dependent protein serine/threonine kinase activity. NCBI's taxonomy places the organism in Eukaryota, Metazoa, Chordata, Actinopteri, Cypriniformes, Cobitidae. Gene Ontology annotation, molecular function: protein kinase binding.